This is a messenger RNA of Temnothorax curvispinosus, 608 nucleotides long. RefSeq lists its product as uncharacterized. The transcript has 3 exons. The record is from RefSeq and is a predicted model, not a curated record. Bases 150 to 608 code for a protein of 152 amino acids. Lineage: Eukaryota; Metazoa; Arthropoda; Insecta; Hymenoptera; Formicidae.
UAUAUAAUCCAGGAAGCGUAAUUCAAAUUUGCGCUCAAGAUUCUAAUAAUCAGUGGAUUCAGUUGUGGGAUGGAUCGUCUCAGAUUGUACCCCCGAAAUCAAGAUUAUUUUCUCCACCCUUAUCGCAUCCGUGCUACUUUAAAACCAAAAUGCUCAGACUAUUUUUUAAAGACAAUUCACCUGUCUCUUACACACAGCUAGAUGCUGUGAUGUUUAUCGGAACAUCAGAAUUGAUCUUUUCUAGAAAUCCUAACGAGAAUUUAACUAAUCUGUUAAAAAGAAUAAACAGCAUGUACUCUCCUCACCAUGACGAUGUUCAUAAUUUAACAGCAGAUUUGAAAAGUGCACACUUGGAUAUAGUUCAUCUGCAAAGAAAUUUACCUGAAUAUUGUGUUAUUUCUAACAGCAAAAUAAACAAGAUUACUUAUAAAAGUAAUUUGAAGCGCAAAAGGGCAUCUCAAGAAUUAAAUAAUCAUUCCAAUUGUGUAAACAGUAUGAAACUCUCUUCGGACGAAUCCAAAGAGUUAUCACCUUGCAGUUUAUCGGCGCAUGUUGCAAGUAGUUGCAGCUUAUCGGCGCUUCCUAUCAAAGAAAACCCUAAUCACUGA